Molecule: messenger RNA, 407 nt
Organism: Staurois parvus
Lineage: Eukaryota; Metazoa; Chordata; Amphibia; Anura; Ranidae
Source: the annotation of a GenBank genome assembly
CAGAUAUAGUGAAUGCAGGGUCCGGGGAAACCAGAUAUAGUGGAUGCAGCAUCCUGGGAGAUCAGAUAUAGAGAGCGGAUAUAGUGAAUGCAGGGUCCUGGGAGAGCGGAUAUAGUGAAUGCAGGGUCCGGGGAGACCGGAUAUAGUGAAUGCAGGGUCCUGGGGAGACCGGAUAUAGUGAAUGCAGGGUCCUGGGGAGACCAGAUAUAGUGAAUGCAGGGUCCGGGGAGACCGGAUAUAGUGGAUGCAGGGUCCUGGGGAGACCAGAUAUAGUGAAUGCAGGGUCCUGGGAGACCAGAUAUAGUGACUGCAGGGUCCGGGGAGACCGGAUAUAGUGAAUGCAGGGUCCGGAUAUAGUGAAUGCAGGGUUCCUGGGAGACCAGAUAUAGUGAAUUCAGGGUCCUGGG